Molecule: messenger RNA, 759 nt
Organism: Racocetra fulgida
Lineage: Eukaryota; Fungi; Glomeromycota; Glomeromycetes; Diversisporales; Gigasporaceae
Source: the annotation of a GenBank genome assembly
AUGACAGAAGUUACACAAUCGAAAUUGAUAAAAAGUACUCGAGAAGAAGCUUUAAAUAAUUCAGAAUUAGCAGAAACUAAUGUUUCGCAAGAUCGCGUGUUUAACACACCAUUAUGUGAACAGGGCAUUGCUGGAUUUGGCAUUGGCAUGGCUGCAAUGGGACAUACAGCAAUUGCAGAAAUUCAAUUUGCGGAUUAUAUUUUUCCAGCAUUUGAUCAGCUUGUGAAUGAAGCCGCCAAAUAUAGAUAUCGCUCAGGUGGUAUAUUUAACGUUGGUGGUUUAACUGUUCGUUCACCUUGUUCAGCAGUGGGACACGGUGGGCAUUACCACUCUCAAACUCCAGAAGGUUAUUUUGCACAUACUCCUGGAUUAAAGGUAAAUAGUAAUAAUCAUAAAAAUACUAUUGAACAAGUUCCGGUUGGUGAUUACGAAUUGCCUUUAAGUAAAGCAGAGAUCUUAAAAACCGGUAAAGAUGUUACAGUUGUUGGAUAUGGGUCGCAAAUAUAUAUUCUGGAAAGGGCUAUACAAAUGGCCGAGAAAAGUAUACCAGGUUUAUCAUGUGAACUAAUUGAUUUAAGGUCAAUUUUGCCAUGGGAUGUUGACACAAUCGCAGAGUCUGUGAAUAAAACCGGUAGAUUAGUGAUUUCUCAUGAAGCGCCUCAGGCAUCAGGAUUUUCUGCAGAAAUAUCUGCGAGUAUAAUGGAGAAAUGUUUUUUGAGACUAGAGGCGCCAAUUCAAAGAGUCUGUGGAUGGGAGUGA